GCUGUGCCUGACCCACACGGGGGUCCCCCCCCUCUCCCAGCCGCGGGACCCGAGCGGAUCCGCGUGUGUCGUCCCCCCCCUCCUCAAAUCCAGGAUGGAGGGGCGCGGGGAGACGGGCGAGGAGGAGGAGGAAGAGGAGGAAGAGGAAGAGGAGGAAGAGGAAGGGGUGCGCAUCACCCCCCAGCUGCUGAAGGCCACCACGGGGGAGUUCGCCCUGGAGUCCAUCCUCCUGCUGCGGCUACCGGGCCGGGGAAUCGGCCACCUGGGCUGCUUGGGCGACUGCGCCAACCUGGAGUGGUUGGACCUUUCGGGCAACUCCAUCGCCCAACUGGGGCCACUGGCUUCCCUCAAAUCCCUGGCCGUCCUCAACCUGGCCCGUAACCGCGUGGCCAGCCUGGAACCCCUCAGCGCUUGCCAAAACCUCCAGAGCCUCAACGUGGCCGGUAACCGGGUGAGCAGCCUGCACCAGCUGCGGUGCCUGGCGGGGCUGCGGCGCCUGGAGAGCCUGAGGCUACGGGAUCCACUAGCCCGUUUGGCUAACCCGCUCUGCCUCACCUCCCCCGCAUACCGCGCCGCUCUGGCCGACAUGUUGCCCGGCCUCAAAGCCAUCGACGGCGAGCGCCUGUCGGGUCGGGGCAGUGAGUUUUACCAGCUUUGCCGGGAUCUCGACAACUCGCUGGGACGCGGCGGCGGCACUGGUGGCAGCACCGGUGGCACCGGCUCCCAACAGCCCCGGGUGGCUCAACCCUGGGUGGAAGCGGGUUUUUGGGAGCCCCGUCCCCCCCGGCGCAGCUCCAUCAUGGAAGAAGCCUACAGACAGUUUGGGGAGGUGCUGCAGGAAUGCCGGGAGCUGAGCCGACGCGCCGACGACACCAUCGCCCAGGCCGAGCGGGCGCUCAGCACCCGCCCUGACCCCAACUCCUUCGUCUUCUGAGCCCCGAGACCCCCCCACACACACUCCCCACUCCCACGAGGUGUCCCCCCCAAGUGCCACCACCACCCCGUCACCGAAGGAGGAAACCACAGGAACACCAGACACACGCCAUCAUCACCCUGGGGGUCCUCGUCCCCUGCCCCCCUCAUCCCGCAGGGAAUUUGGAGCCAUCCCCAAGCUCCCCAGCCUGGAGGGGGAGACUGGGGGGCUGGGAGGUGG
Molecule: messenger RNA, 1153 nt
Organism: Calidris pugnax (ruff)
Lineage: Eukaryota; Metazoa; Chordata; Aves; Charadriiformes; Scolopacidae
Gene: LRRC61
Product: leucine rich repeat containing 61
Exons: 1
Coding region: 95-934 (279 amino acids)
Biological process (GO): outer dynein arm assembly
Cellular component (GO): cytoplasm
Molecular function (GO): protein binding
Source: RefSeq, a predicted model, not a curated record